AUGUCUGAUCACCCGGCCCUCCCGGCUGUGGCCGACCUCAGCGGCGGCGGAGGCGGCAGCGGCAUCGCUGCGCAGGCGCGGCCUCCUAAUGACUCAGCUGGCCUCCCCUCGUCUUCGGGCCGCGGCGCGGGCGGCUAUGAGGCCAGCAGCCAGGGCGCCGGCGGCAGCCAGGACAGUGACGAGUUGCUGGCCGGGGGCGACGGCGACGAUAAGCUGCAGAAGAGGCGCAGCGCCAACGCCAAAAGCCAGCGCGCGCGGCGCGCGCGGUUGAAGGCGGAGGCCACUCGGCAGAACGAGGUCUUGAUGGCCCUGCAGGUGGGGCGUCGGAGGCUGUACGUGGGAUGCCCGUGA
Monoraphidium neglectum is the source of this 351-nucleotide messenger RNA. RefSeq lists its product as hypothetical. The transcript is spliced from 2 exons. Bases 1 to 351 code for a protein of 116 amino acids. NCBI's taxonomy places the organism in Eukaryota, Viridiplantae, Chlorophyta, Chlorophyceae, Sphaeropleales, Selenastraceae. The record is from RefSeq and is a predicted model, not a curated record.